UUUGAACUAUGAUAAUUUAUUUAUAUUUUGUAUUCAAGUUCAAUAUCGAUUUUUGAAAUAUUAAUCCUUAUUAAAGAACAAUUGACUACGCCACUGAAAUGUUUACUGUACCUGUAGUUGUAAAUUUUGCAGGUUUUUUGUUCUCCUAUCUCACUUUAUCAUCAUACUGUUGCAAUUGAUUACAAUACAACGCUAUUUAUUUUUGAGGGCACCUUAAUCUUUUCAUUCCUGAGCAUGAGGAAAUGUCAUUCCUACAAUUAAUUAGGUAUGAAAAAUUGAUACGAUAAAGCAAAAAAUAAAAAAAAAACAGGAAAUUCCUCGAAAUAAUUCACAUUAAACAAAAUCAGAAUUCGAUCAAUGAUCAUUUAAAAAGGGUUCUACGGGAAACGUUUGUAUAAUUGUGACUGUGAUAAGAAUCAGAAGUUUGUAGUAAACAACAUACAUUAUAAAUAAUAAAAUAUCUAACAAAUUCAAUUAAAGAAAUUAACAGGAUUAAUGAGUUCAACACAUAAAAAUUGAUAAGUCAAAUUUUCUAUUACAGUUCGCUCGAUAGGAGAAAAAGAAAAGCCUUUUUUUCUUUUCUGUACGUUUUUUUCGAAAAUUGAAGAGAAUUUACAAGCCUCUGGCUAAACAUAUGAAGAAGAAGAAUUUCAAUGUUUAAAAUUAUUAUCAAAUGAUGGUAGAAAUUAAAGAAAAGAAGAAGAAAAAGUAACCUCUUCUAUGCUGAUAUCUUUAACAAUGUGCAGACCCUGUUAGUUAGUUAGUAGCAAAAUUACUAUACACAUAACUAGUUGUGGUAGUGUCAAUAGAUGUGUUAAUAUUUCUAUUUCAUAUACACUUUGUAUUCUUUUAUUUAAUCAGGAUGUCUUUGCUGGAAUUGUUAAUGGACUGCAAGGAAAGAGGCAUAACAUUCAGAGAGUCAUGCAGCAUAUGUUUAGCUGAUUUAAGUGGAAAUAUAUGCUUGACCAAAUGCAAGCACACAUUCCAUAGAAGGUGCUUGCAUAAGUGGCUUCGCACAUUCCCUGGGACCUCCUGUCCAAUGUGCAGAGAACCUCUGACGUUGCCCAUACCAUACGAGCACAUUAAAGAUGUGUAUACGUUUAAACUUGGUGGGUUAGACAGUGACGAAACAGACCAAGAUGAGGAAUCUCAUGAAGAAUCUGCUAACAACGAUAAUGUCAUUGUCGCAGACAAUGCCACUACCCAAGGUAAUGGCCCUCCUCCAUUAUUCAUCAUUACCACUGAAGGUGAGGAAUCAGAUGAAGAAUCGGAUGAAGAAUCGGACGAAGAUCUAGAUGACACUACCGAUGACCAUCCAUUAUUCAUAAUUUCCAACGGGGAAGGCACUUUCACGAUGUUAUUGAAUCGAAUCAAUUAGCAGAGUGAAAGCGGUGGUAAUGAAUCGAGAAUAUAAAUUGUUAGUCUGCGAAGAUUACAUGGACCGAUAUGAAAUCAGUGAUAAUGAUGUGUGGUAGAGUGUCUAUGAGUUAAAACUCCUGUCAGUUAAGCAUUUUCUUAUUUGAAAAAAAAAAAAGAAUAAAAACGGGCCAAUGAGAAAGAAAAAGAAUUAGAAAUCGAAAUAUAAAUUGUUACUAUUUGUGUUUUUUUAACUUGUAUAUUUUGUAUCAUUAAAUAAUUUAUUUAUAUAUGAGUUUUUUUCUCCCCUUCCUCAGACUAUAAGCCAGCAUAAAAUUAAAUAAAAAUGUAAGUGUUACCAUCAUCUUAAGAAGAAAGAAAAUAUAGAAGUGCCUUAUAGCAUUUGUUGACAUCGCUAUAAUAUUUUUUUUACAAAUACGUAUAAUGAACUGCGUUGCCAUUCUGAGGAAGAAGUAAACUUUCCUCCGUUCUGUGGCAUAGAUGUUUUGCGAAUAUUCUGAGGAUUUGGGAACACCGUUCUGUUGUUGUUAUUGCAUGCCACAUCUAGAAGUACAUUGAGUGUUAACUUCAUUUAACUUUUAGGUUUGUAAUCUGCGUUAUUUCAUACAAGUUUGUGAAUUUUAAGUUACAUAUUGAUAAUUUUAAUCAUGGUAAAAACUCGAAAAACAUGUUUAGUGUUUAAAACAUCCGGAAUUGAAAACCUAACCUAUCUCAGGCAAGUCACGUUUUGAGUCCAUAGGCGUAGUAUUUGCGAGAUAUCGAAAACUUAAUUCGAUGCUAACAUUUGUAGGUUUCCUUCAUUACUUCUUAAAGAAAAAUUAAACUAGCUAGUUUUCAUUUUGAAAUAUGAUAAUUUAUUUAUAUUUCCUUAUUGAGGAACAAUUGACUACGUCACUGGAAUGUUUACUGUACCUCUAGUUGUAAAUUUUGCAGGUUUGAUUGUUUUCCUAUCACACAUUAUCAUCAUACUGUUGCAAUUGAUUACAAUACAACGCUAUUUACUUCUGAGGGUACCUCUAUCUUUUCUCCGAGGUUAGAUAUCUUACAUACUACGUAUGAACAUUUG
This is a messenger RNA of Harmonia axyridis, 2443 nucleotides long. Its product is annotated as putative RING-H2 finger protein ATL61. Gene Ontology annotation, molecular function: ubiquitin protein ligase activity. The record is from RefSeq and is a predicted model, not a curated record. NCBI's taxonomy places the organism in Eukaryota, Metazoa, Arthropoda, Insecta, Coleoptera, Coccinellidae. Gene Ontology annotation, biological process: protein ubiquitination. The transcript has 2 exons. The coding region runs from base 863 to 1378 and encodes 171 amino acids.